AUGCUCUCUACCGCAAGGCAGGGCGCGCUCCUUGCGCCCCGCCUAGCUGGUUCUAUUUCUCGGCUCCCUGCAGAGUCCAGCCUCCAAGCACAAGCGCGUGCUUUGCGACCACAUGCCGGUCAACGCGGCUUCGCGAGUGCCGCCGCCUACGACCUGCAGAGGUCAAACCCGGAAAAGGGUCAGUCGGCGAGUGCUGGACAAAGCGGUCACUCGACCUACGCGCCGACCAACCCUCCACCGAUCACUGCCAGCCGAUGGCACGCGGUGGACCCAACAGGCGACAAGUUGAGAGCUGGCGAUCGCUUCAGCCGCCAAGUGCCCCAUGAUCCCAUCGGCGCCUUGCUUUCCAUCGCCAAAAUGUCACGAGCCGACCUGACAACUAUCAACCUUAGAGAUAUCCGCGCAGUCCUCUUCUUCAUCCGCGACAACGUUAAAUCAGGCGCUAUCAUUGACAUCGGCAGUGUCAAUUUCGACGACGCAGGUGUUGCCCUCACCCGAGUCACUGCUAUUAUCCAAAACGCAUCUGCAACUAGCACUUCCAAGCAGGCAACUGCCUCGGCCCGUCGCUUGAUCCGCUCUCUUCUUUACGCGGCUAUGGUAUUUCGCGCCCGCGAACUGUUCUUCGACAUUUGGAACGUUAAGAUAGAGGACGAGCGCCUCGGUGGUCCGUCCAUAAUGGACGCUCUGGGCGUCGCUCUUGAUGUUGCUCAGCUCAAGGAGUGGGAAUGCCUGGCAAGAAUGUUGUCAAUGACGGCUCAACUCCCCGUCGCCUUGUGGACACCCAAGCUCGUAGAACUGGGCAUGAAGGCAAACGUCGUGGUGAAGCGACCAUCGGUAGCGGUCGAGCUGUUCAGUAUUCUCUCCAAUACCACCACGGACGCCAAGGGCAUCUUGAUCCAGGCUCAUCUUGAACAGGGCAACAUUGAAGCUGCUCAGCAAGCAGUUAACGUGGCCACGGGCUCCAAUGUCCCCAUUGUCGACUUGCAAAUGUCUCUGCUCCGUGGCUACCGUGCUCUGGGACACGACGACAGGCUAGAGGAGCGUGUUCGCGCAUCCCUGGCACACGUCGGGGCUCCAAUGGCGGCGCCAAUCCUGAACGAGUUUAUUCGCCUGCGACUAGCCGACAACGAUCUAGAACGAGCAAAACAACUUCUCUCCGAGUUCCACUUCUUUGGCGACGGUCCCAACGGCGUGGAGCCUGACCAGACGACCAUCGCACUAGCAUUGUCGCUCCAGUCCAAGGUCAAGGGUACCGACAUUAGCGCCAUUGACAAGUUGUGGAGAUUCGCCGUCGCUGAUCCCAAAAUCGUUACCGACCAGCUGGUAGCACAUCUAUGUCGGUCACUGGACCGGCUUGGGCAUUUCGACGCCGUUUAUGAUAUGUUCGCCGCCGCUUGCAAGGGAAAGCCCUCGUCGUGGGACUUUCCAGCCGGCUACCGACCCGGCAUUGUUGUGGCAAACACUGUGCUCCAGCUUGCGCUUCGUUAUCAACGAUACGAGGGUCUUGUCGCUGUGGCCGAACUCAUGAGGGAGGCUGGUAUUAAGCCGAACGAAUGGACCGUGAUGGAGGUGCUCAAGUUUGCCAAGAACAACCUCCUAUCGUCACCCAUUUCCCUCAGCCGCCUCCUCCACCAGCUGUCCACUCGAACCAACGUGCCCAUGACGAUGGGGCAAAUCAACGUUGUGCUCGCUGAGGCUGUGCGUGUCGCCUUGCGCACUCCACCAGGAGACGAUCCCAAGCACAUUGAACGUCCGUCGUCUGAUGGCCCGCAGUUGAUGGACCCGAACGCCAUUGCCCUGCGCGGUGAGUUACAGAAGCUGCUCCAGACCCGUAUCAACACGCUCGCCGAGCAGGGUCAGACGUCUGGCCGUGAAAACCUCCACACGCGACUCAUGUACGACGUCGUCCCAUUCAGGAGUGCUGCUCCCCCGCAAAGGUCCAUCCAGGCGACAUGGGAUGUGUUCGUCAAGCGCGGCUUCCGUCCAGGUGAGAGGCACUACCGGUCUCUUAUGAAAGCCUACGUCGAGUGUGACGACAUGAUCGAGGCCGAAAGGGUUAUGGAUCAUGCUGCUGCGGACAUGGUCAAGCCGUCGCGAUGGAUGUACCACCUUCUCAUCCGCGGCUGGGCCGAGAAGGGCGACGUCAAGCGCUCUCGCAACAUGUACGAGCUAUUGCGCCGUGAGGUUGGCGUCGACUCGGCCGCCGUCAUGAAGAUGAUCAACGCUCUUGCCCUGGUGGAGCCAGACGCGGCCGUCACGCUCGCCAAGCGCGAGUGGAACACGAUCAAGCUGGACGACAGUUCCCUAGCGUCCAUUGCCCGAGCCAUUAGCCGUACUGGUGACUCCGCCGGUGCCAUCUUCUUCCUCGCACACUACUGCUGGAGGACGGGCAAAAUACCCGAAACCCGUCCAGAGGACGUCCUUGAAGACAUCACCCCAACCAUCAAGUUCCCCGAUCUCCAGGGCCCCCCGCCUUUGCACGGCAAAACAACCUCGUGGACCAAGUACGAGGAGACCAUCAACGGCACUUACAGCAACCCGGGCUUCUUUCGCCUCGCGCUGCACACAGCCAAGGAGGUGAAGCAUAUACUCAAGUGGAUGGCCAAGCAAGACUCGACACAGACUGAACGUCGUGACAACGAGGCCUACCGCCUCGGUCUCCGCAUGCUGGGCGAGGAUGACGUGUCCCGCCCACACCGCCUGCGUCGCCAGCCAGAGCUGAGAAAGUUCAACCGCAAACUUAUCGUUGACAAUUUCGCUGUCAAGCGGUACGGCCAGAAUUCUGACCCCUUCCAGCAAUUUGAGAAGCCACCCGUCGCUUCGUGGCGAGACAAAGACGAUCAGGACCUGAAUUAG
Messenger RNA from Apiotrichum porosum, 2856 nucleotides. RefSeq lists its product as uncharacterized. Lineage: Eukaryota; Fungi; Basidiomycota; Tremellomycetes; Trichosporonales; Trichosporonaceae. The transcript has a single exon. Gene Ontology annotation, molecular function: protein binding. The record is from RefSeq and is a predicted model, not a curated record. The coding region runs from base 1 to 2856 and encodes 951 amino acids.